Messenger RNA from Myxocyprinus asiaticus (Chinese sucker), 969 nucleotides. RefSeq lists its product as uncharacterized. Gene Ontology annotation, molecular function: GTP binding. The transcript has 2 exons. The record is from RefSeq and is a predicted model, not a curated record. NCBI's taxonomy places the organism in Eukaryota, Metazoa, Chordata, Actinopteri, Cypriniformes, Catostomidae.
AUGGUGCUGCUGGGAAAGAACAGCAAUGACAAGUGUCUGAUAGGGAACACCAUUCUUGGGAGCGAUCGUUUUCAAACAGAAAAGGUCACUUGUGAGAAGGAUGAGGGAAACGUAGCUGGUCAGAAGAUCUGUAUUAUUAACACUCCAGACUUUUUCCAUAAACCAAGCUCAGACCAAGAAACUGACAUUGUUGAGGAGAUCCAGCCAUCAUACCCAGGUCGAUGUGUGUUCCUUCUGGUACUGCAGGAUAGCAAGCUCUCACAAGAAGAAAUGGAGAUGUUAACCCAACUGAAGAUGAAGUUUAAAACAAAUAUGAUGGAUAGAACAAUUAUUCCAGCAACCAUGGCUGUCAAGGACUUCAUGAGCAUUGUGCUGCUGGGACAGACAGGAAGUGGGAGGAGUGCCACAGGAAACACCAUCCUUAAAAAGUGACAUUUUGAAUCUUACACCAGUUCUGUGCCAGUAACGCAGGUGUGUAAGAUGGCAGAGGAGACAGUUUGUGGAAUCAAGAUCAGAGUCAUAGACACCCCAGAUUUCUUUAAUGAAGACCUUAAAAACCAGAAUGAACAGAUUAAGCUGUGUAAAGAGCUCACUCUGACAGGGCCUGUUGUGUAUUUGCUGGUCAUGCAGCUCGGCCGAUUCACAGAUGGAGAGAGAGAGAUUCUCCCACACUUGAAUAGAGAGUUUGGUGAGGAUGUAUUUGUGAACACUUUGAUUCUUUUCACUUGUAAAAAGAAGCUGAAGGACAUGACUUUAGAUGAUUACAUCAGUAAAACAAAUCCAGAGCUUAAAAAGAUGAUAAAAGUCUGUAAUUCAAAAUGUCAUGCAUUUAACAACGAGAAAAGCCAUCAUCAGUUGAAAAACCUUGUGUGCCUAAUUUUGGACAUGCAGAGAGACAGAAACAUUUCCAUAAUAAAAGCUUGCCAUCAUAACAAGAUAAACAAGAAUGAAGACUACAGAAUCUUGUAG